UUGUCAAAAAAAAGAGCUAAAAACUACAACUACCAGACAGCCAGCACGCCUCGUUCCUGACUACGUCAUCAAAUCGCGCCGAAAUCAAGCACAUCGAGAAACGUAAACAGGAGCAGAAACAACGUUAGAAAGGAGUUUGGUGAGAAUUUAAAGGUGAUGAGCAGCCCCAUGGCCUCUAGCUCCAAAGAGCGUCCAGCCAACAGAACCAGCUUCAUCCCCGAGCUUCAGAGCAUGAUGUUUGCUCUAGGCGAUGCUCGCAGGCCUCUGCAGGAGACGGCCGCUCUGGUGGAGGACAUCGUGCACACACAGCUCAUUACUAUGCUGCACCAGGCCUGUGAGGGAGCGUGUCUCCGGGGGUCGAGGGUCAUUUCAGCCGAGGACAUUCUGUUCCUGACGAGGAGGGACAAGAGGAAGGUUUGGCGCUUAUUAAAAUAUCUGCAGUUCAGAGAUUAUAAAUCCAAGCUGCUCAAAUCUCUGGAGGACGAGGAGCCGCAGCAGGAAGCAGGCGGUGCUGGUGGUACUGGUGGUGGGGGUGGCCCUAACCAGCGGAGGCAGCGAUUGGCUCAGGACUUCCUGAUGUGGAUGGAUCAGACCGGAGAGCUCCUCUCAUUGUCCGAUCGGCAGGAAGUAGAUCCCGUCAAACAGGAGCGCUUGGAGCGCUUGGAGCGUCAGACUCGCACGAUGGACCCGGCUCAGUACUCUGAGUUCUGCGAGAGCCGACAGCUCAGCUUUGCUAAGAAGGCGUCCAAGUUUCGGGACUGGCUGGACUGCAGCAGCCUGGAGCUGAAACCCAACAGCGUCUCCAUGGAGAUGCUGUCCUACCUGGCCUUCGAGACGGUGGCACAGAUCGUGGAUUUGUCUCUGCUGGUGAAGCAAGAAAUGACCCCCAAAACAAAUCCCAUCAGUCACGUGAUCUCAUCCAGCUACAUCCAGUACAACACACACCCCGAGGUGAAGAAGGAUCCAGACUCACCCGAGGCCACGCCCCCUUCCACUCCAGGCUCCUCCUCCCACUCCUCUAAGCCCCUCCCCCAGGGUAACGGCAGCCUGGACGGCCGGGCCAGGCAGAGGAAACGCAAAAAGAGUUGUCCGGCUGCUGUGGAGCCUCCGAGUGGAGCCAUCCAGCCCUGUCACGUCAGAGAGGCUAUCAGGAGAUACAGCUACAGACACACAAGUCCGUACUGGAGGAGUGGGAUGGCCUUCCUCGCCUGCUGAAGACUCCUCGCUCUUGCAGAAACCUGCAGCAUCGUUUGUAUUUCUGUUCCAUUGUUGUAAUAAAGACUUUUCAGUAAA
Messenger RNA from Eleginops maclovinus (Patagonian blennie), 1293 nucleotides. RefSeq names its product SPT3 homolog, SAGA and STAGA complex component (gene supt3h). The coding region runs from base 157 to 1215 and encodes 352 amino acids. Gene Ontology annotation, biological process: transcription by RNA polymerase II. Lineage: Eukaryota; Metazoa; Chordata; Actinopteri; Perciformes; Eleginopidae. The record is from RefSeq and is a predicted model, not a curated record. The transcript is spliced from 12 exons. Gene Ontology annotation, molecular function: transcription coactivator activity; protein heterodimerization activity.